CAUUGACAGUUCAGUCAUGAUUUCGUGAAAUUUGUGUUGUGUUUUUGUGCUGAAAUUUAUUUGAAAAAUGGAUUCCACGGACAUUCUUGACGAUAAAGAUAGCGGUCCAGAGGUGCAGAUCAAUCUGCCAAGCUCUGUGAUGAGCCGCAUCGAGGAGUUGAUGGGAGGAACUGAGCAAUUCGACAGCGACGAAUUCGAUGCUGUGGCGUACAUCAACAGAGUGUUCCCGACAGAGCAGUCUCUGUCUGGAGUGGAGAGCGCCGCAGCGAGAUGCGAAUUUAGGCUAUCAGGCGUGGAACAUGACAUCAGGCGCCUGGUGCGUGCUCAAGCUGAGCAAAGGGAGGCAGGACAGAAGGCAUUACUUGAUGCACAACGCUGCAUCGGAGAGUUGGCUCUGCAGGUGGCAGACAUAAACAAGAAGGCCGAACGCAGCGAGAGCAUGGUCCGCGAGAUCACAGCGGAGAUCAAGCAGCUGGACUGCGCCAAGUGGAACCUGACAGCUGCCAUCACCGCGCUCAACCAUCUGCAUAUGCUUGUCGGCGGCGCUGACUCGCUGCGGAGCAUGACGCUCGCCAAACAGUACAAGGAACUGGUGCUGCCCAUGCAGGCUAUCAUGGAGGUAAAGUCCCGUCGCCAAGCAGAUAGAAUUUUGUCCAAUGACCCCAAGCUACCCAUCCUUAUCAAUUAUUUUCUUAAUUAUUCCAGAGAGUUCGGUUCGAGCAUAGAGAAGGCCUUCUACAAAGACAUGACCGUGCCAGAACUGAUCGACAGGCUACUGAAGAAGCGAGCGGCUGUCUUCAUGGGCCCAGAAGAUACCUACAAACUGGUCACCGGACAAGAAAGCGAAGACGGCUGGGAAUCAGUGGGCACAUUACAACAGAAGCCACCGCUACUGUUAGAAAACUGUCUAAGCUACGAUGAGAUGAAGUUAUCGGCCUUUGUAUACGUUAGCAGCCCUACGGAAUGCAUCAACAAUGGGUCCAGGCAUAAUGAAGGGGUCGAGAGCGAUGAUGAUGCGGAGACACACGCUGUUAUUGUGGGACAAAUAGGCGCUCGUUUCGAGCGUACCAACCGCAUGGAUUACGAAGAUAUCGUCAUAACUGAACAGCAGAACCGCCUAGAGAAUGGUUAUGGUGAAGAGGUCACGCCGACAACUUGCCUCAAUGUAUUGAAGACUACUUACGUUCGGAAUAACCAGUCGGCCAGGCAUAUGUGGCGGCAAAUGUGGGCAGAAUUCUAUCAGGUGCACAGCGUAACCUACGAAGAACUAAUCUCGUACGUAACAAUAGAAACGAAAUCGGAAGAGAAGCAAUAUACGGACCGGUACAUCCCUAUCGGCGAUACAGUAGUGUUCGACAAUGAAGUAUACUAUAAGCGGAUAAGCGUGCUAGCGGAGAGCGCACUGCUUGAAGCGGAGAACAGGGCCAAGGAAGCGGAGAAGGACGCGUUUGUGAAUGUGAUCGGGUGUG
Messenger RNA from Ostrinia furnacalis (Asian corn borer), 1469 nucleotides. RefSeq lists its product as uncharacterized. The record is from RefSeq and is a predicted model, not a curated record. The transcript has 8 exons. NCBI's taxonomy places the organism in Eukaryota, Metazoa, Arthropoda, Insecta, Lepidoptera, Crambidae. Gene Ontology annotation, biological process: retrograde transport, endosome to Golgi. Gene Ontology annotation, cellular component: GARP complex. The annotation marks the transcript as partial.